AUUUGUAUAUUUGAAGUUUUGGCCCCGCCGCUCCACCCGCCCGCCCCUGUUAAUCCGAAAAGAAAAUCUAUCGGCAGUAGACAAAUCCAUGUCAGGGAUAAUGAAGCCGGCGAGUGGUAUGACAAUUACGCCGCACAAAGUAUCCGUCUGCGUGCUGGUUCAAGUCUACGCGCCGCCGGCUCAAAUCUCCGUGCCUUUCCCUUUCUCUUCUGUUUCUCAGCACAAUCGUCUCGCUCUCUACUUGCUCUCUCUCAUUAAGUCGUGUGAUGGCAUCUUGGAGCCCACUUUGGAUCAACUUAUUACUCAAUUGAGGCAAGUUGGGGGAUUAUUCAGUCACUGGAUAACUGAUCAUUUAACUAAUAGACUUGCUUCUUUGUCCUCCCCUGAUGAUUUGUUUAACUUUUUCACCGAUUUGCGAGGGAUUCUUGCUGGCCCCGAUACGACUGUCAUGGAUGAUGACCAAAUCAACUUGGAUCCGAGUAGCACUCUUGGUGUUUAUGUCCGCCGUUGCUUGCUUGCGUUUAAUUUAAUGUCUUUCGAGGGUAUUUGUCAUCUGUUAAUGAGUAUAGGAGCGUAUUGUAAAGAAGCCCUCUCUACUAGUGCUUCCUAUGACUUGCCUCAUUCAGAUGAUUUCAGUAAUGCUUCUGAGGCUUUAGAAUAUGAAAACAUGGACUUGGAGAGUUUGGUUUUUGACAAAGUCAAUGAAGAAAUCAAAUCUAGAAAGAGGUCAUAUGAAGGAGUAUCUUUUCAUAAUCAUGCACCCCGAGCACUUUUUGGAUUGGUUCAAGAUAUUAAUGUUACAGCUGAACCCAGCCAUAAAAACAUUGAUAAGCCUUUGGAGUGUAGCCCAAUAUCGCAAAGUGAUAAAUUAGGGGUUGUCGACCCUUCCGGUGGAAAUUUCUUACGUACAAACUGGCAGGUUCAGGGAUACUUACUGGAGCAGGCUGAUUUAAUUGAGAAGCAACGCAGCUCCUUUUCACUGAAUGCUUUUGAAUCCAUUUUAAAGCAGCUGCAGAGACUGGCACCGGAGUUGCAUCGUGUUCACUUUUUGCAAUAUUUGAAUAGCCUAUACCAUGAUGAUUAUCCUCUCGCACUGGAAAAUCUCCAUCGUUAUUUUGAUUAUAGUGCAGGGACUGAAGGAUGUGAACUUGUUACCCCAUCCACCGGCUGCAAUAGCCUUGGCAGAUAUGAAAAUGCUUUGUUAUGUCUUGGAAUGAUGCAUUUUCACUUUGGGCACCCAAAGCAAGCCUUAGAGGUCUUAACUGAAGCAGUACGGGUUUCUCAGCAGAACGGUGAUGACACUUGUCUUGCUUACACAAUAUCAGCCAUAUGCAAUCUUUUGUCUGAAAUCGGCAUUUCGAACACAACUGGAAUCAUUGGUUCCUCUUACUCACAUGUGACGAGUAUUGGCACUUCACUAUCCAUUCAGGAACAGUUAUUUGUGCUCUUGAGGAGGUCCCUUAAAAGAGCCGAGUCUUUAAAGCUAAAGAGACUUGUAGCUUCCAGUCAUCUUGCUAUGGCCAAAUUUGAUUUGACGCAUGUUCAAAGACCACUGAUAUCGUUUGGUCCCAAGGCUUCCAUGAAGCUUAAAACUUUUCCUGUCAAUGUUUGCAAGGAUUUGAGAUUUUGUUCUCGUUUGAUUAGUGAAUUUGACACUGAAAGCGAAUUGACAAUUACUGAUGGUGCUAUGAGUACCGUUUGGCUUGAGAAUUUGAAGAAACCAAUGGGUUCAUCGGUUUUUAUGCAAGAUAAUGGAUCUGGAACCAUUAGUGAUUGCUUCAGAUUCUGUGCACAACCUAGUUCUGUUCCUGCAUCUGUUCAGCAGUUAGUGGGUUCCUCAUACCUGGUUCGAGCUACAGCUUGGGGGGCAUAUGGCAGUGCCCCUCUUGCACGUAUAUCUGCUCUGGUUUUUGCAACUUGCUUUGCCGAGUCAUCAAGCUCAGAGGAUGUCGCAUUGGCAUAUGCCAAACUCAUCCAACAUUUAGCAUUGUUUAAAGGGUACAAAGAGGCUUUCAGUGCUCUUAGAAUAGCAGAAGAGAAAUUCUUGUCAGUCUCCAAGUCACGAAUUCUUCUACUCAAGCUGCAGUUGCUUCAUGAACGAGCUUUACAUAAGGGAAACUUGAAACAGGCUCAACAAUUAUGUGAUGAGCUUGGAGUCUUGGCAUCUUCUGCAACUGGCGUGGACAUGGAACUGAAGGCAGAAGCAAAUCUACGGUGUGCUCGGACAUUGCUUGCAGCUAACCAGUAUAGUGAGGCAGCUGCUGUUGCACACUCUCUUUUCUGCAUGUGUUACAAGUUCAAUAUGCAGGUUGAGAAUGCUACUGUUCUUCUACUGCUGGCAGAGAUUCAUAAGAAAUCAGGAAAUGCUGUUUUAGGAAUUCCGUACGUGCUGGCUAGCAUCUCAUUUUGCCAGGUGUUUAACUUGGAUCUUCUCAAAGCCUCGGCUGCUGUGACCUUAGCCGAAUUGUGGCUCUCUCUGGGGUCAACUCAUGCAAAAAGAGCCCUAACCCUCGUACAUGGAGCUCUUCCAAUCAUUCUUGGUCACGGUGGUCUGGAGCUUAGAGGUCGAGCCUGUAUUGCAGAAGCUAAAUGUUACCUAUCAGACCCAAGCUUUUCAGUUAUUGAUAAUCCUGAAGUUGUACUCGAUCCAUUGAACCAAGCUUCCGAAGAGUUCGAAAUACUGGAGUAUCAUGAAUUGGCCGCGGAAGAUUUUUACUUGCUUGCAAUUGUAUAUGACAAGUUGGGACUGUUGGAGGAAAGAGAAAAAGCUUCAGCUUCAUUUAAGAAACACAUGGUUGCACUCGAAACUCCUGUUGAUGAGGAGUGUUUUCUAUUUGACAUGUUGUAACAUUUACCAUGAAAUUUUUGAGUCUUGAGGUGGGUGGUAGACUUAGGUGCCUCACUAGUUUAGAAAGCGGUUCUUUUGUGAAAUCUGUGGACAAUUUUCAACUUGUGCAUUUUAAUAUGUGAUCUGUGCAGCUAUGCCUA
This is a messenger RNA of Daucus carota subsp. sativus, 2988 nucleotides long. RefSeq names its product anaphase-promoting complex subunit 5. The transcript has 20 exons. Gene Ontology annotation, cellular component: anaphase-promoting complex. Gene Ontology annotation, molecular function: protein binding. NCBI's taxonomy places the organism in Eukaryota, Viridiplantae, Streptophyta, Magnoliopsida, Apiales, Apiaceae. The coding region runs from base 89 to 2848 and encodes 919 amino acids. The record is from RefSeq and is a predicted model, not a curated record. Gene Ontology annotation, biological process: positive regulation of mitotic metaphase/anaphase transition; protein K11-linked ubiquitination; anaphase-promoting complex-dependent catabolic process.